Molecule: messenger RNA, 1293 nt
Organism: Gossypium arboreum
Lineage: Eukaryota; Viridiplantae; Streptophyta; Magnoliopsida; Malvales; Malvaceae
Product: chloroplast envelope quinone oxidoreductase homolog
Exons: 4
Coding region: 100-1089 (329 amino acids)
Molecular function (GO): oxidoreductase activity
Source: RefSeq, a predicted model, not a curated record
UAACAAUACAAUUCGCUCCUACGGCAUCAAUGCGCCAUUCUUUGAACUUCAUUUUUUCUUAUAAAAAAAGCUUCGAUUUGUUUUCUUUUAGUGAAAGAAAUGGCUGAAACUCUUAUGCAUGCUUUACAAUAUAACAGCUAUGGCGGAGGCGCUGCUGCUUUGAAGCAUGUUGAAGUUCCAAUACCCACUCCAAAUAAAGAUGAAAUAUUGCUUAAACUGGACGCAAUUAGUCUAAACCCAGUUGACUGGAAAAUACAGGAAGGGGUGCUUCGUCCAUUUUUACCUAGAAAAUUCCCCUGCAUACCUGCUAGUGAUGUAGCAGGAGAAGUCGUAAAGAUUGGACCAGGAGUUACAAAUUUCAAAGCUGGGGAUAAAGUUGUAGCCACGCUUCAUCAUUUUACCGGAGGUGGACUAGCUGAAUAUGCUGUGGCUAAGGAGAAUCUGACAGUUGCAAGGCCACCAGAAGUAUCAGCUGCCGAAGGUGCAGGUUUGCCUGUUGCUGGUCUCACAGCUCACCAGGCACUCUCCCAGGCAGCUGGGGUCAAGCUUGACGGAAGUGGCCAGCAAGUAAACCUCUUGAUUACUGCUGCUUCAGGUGGUGUAGGUCAUUACGCAGUUCAACUAGCAAAGCUUGGAAACACACAUGUAACAGCCACUUGUGGGGCUCGUAAUCUGGAUUUUGUCAAAAGCCUUGGAGCAGACGAGGUUCUUGACUACAAGACUCCCGACGGGGCAGCUCUGAAAAGCCCUUCGGGUCGCAAAUAUGAUGCAGUGAUCCACUGUGCAGCGGGCAUUCCUUGGUCUACCUUUGAACCUAAUCUAAGUUCAAAUGGGAAGGUAAUCGAUAUAACCCCUGGUCCUAGUGCUUUCCUAACUUUUGCUAUGAAAAAGCUUACUUUCUCAAAGAAGAAGCUGGAACCACUCUUUGUGUCACUUAAGAAGGAGAACCUCAAUUAUCUCGUUAACUUGGUGAAAGACGGGAAGCUUAAGACGGUAAUCGAUUCGAAGUAUCCCUUAAGUAAGGCUGAAGAAGCAUGGGCUAAGAGCAUUGAUGGUCAUGCCACUGGUAAGAUCAUUGUGGAGCCUUAGUCUAUAAAAUAUUACUUUAUUAGACUAACUGCAGUUAUAAGCAAUUAAAACAAUAACAGCGAUGCUUGGAGGUCAUGUUGCUUGUAUGGAUAAUUAGGAUUUGUGGACUUUGAAAAUUAUGUUUAUGAAAUGUAUCAUGUAUGGCUAAUAUUACAUUUUGGUUGCAAAAUUUUCUUCAUAUGUUGUAAGCUCUGUAUUCACAAA